GUGAUAUCGGAUUCUUUGGACAAAACUGUUCAGAAAAAUGCCCUUCAAGAACGUAUGGUAGAAACUGUCAAAAGAUGUGCAGAUGUGUAGAGCCUUGUCAUCAUGUUUAUGGAUGCGACCUGGUGAGUACAUUAAUCACUCCUACAAGCGGGGAAAUCGAGAAAAGCGUUGAGGCGUCAGAAACAUCUACUUCUCAAAGCUCUGUGUUUGAUUGGAAUCAUCCUAGUCCUGCAUCAAGACCUAUCUCUAAUCGGCUCCAUUGGGAAGCAAAAUUGAAACCCAGUUUGAAUCAUAGAACGAACAAUCCUGGACAUAUGAACCACGGCCUUUAUGCAAUUGUAAUAUCGAACACACUUCUUACUCUUCCAGUAACAAUCGUGGUUAUCAUAUUUAUUUGCAGAAAAUUCAAGAAAAGGAGACGAAAAUUUGAAAUACAAGUGGAAAAUAUAGACAAUGAUGAUGUAUGCUACAAUGAUUUGAAUGAAAUCAACACCUGUGUAAAAAUUUCCGAAUAUGAUGCACUUUCCAAUUGCAUGGAACAUGUUGAUGACACGUCUACAGCAAGCCUUGUCUGCCUUGAAAAUGGUCCAAUUCAACGAAAAGCCCGACAAAAUAGCUACGUUCCAGUCAAGGAGAAAAAAGCUAAAGAAAACGACGAAACAAUGCAUAAUAAAGACAUCUACGCAAAAGUGAAACGUAAACAAACAACUACGAAUUGUAUAUCCAUGGACAACAGCAUCACUAUUGAAACCAUGGAGAGCGACACUACGACAACUGACCAUCAAUCAAUUAAUGAUGAAUCCCUGUACAUUGUACCCUUACAACCUACUGUUGAUGAACCAGGGAUACACAUUAAAUCCCUGAAAAGUUCAGUGUCUAUCUGCAGUACCGAUGUAAAAGAAACUGAGAAUACGGAUAAAGAAGGCAACAUCUAUACAGAUCUCAUGUAAUGGGAGGUUGCUGUUAUGUCGAAAUAAUUGACAUUUUUUGAAAUGAUACUGCGAUCCUUCAAGAGAGAGAGAGAGAGAGAGAGAGAGAGAGAGAUUAAAUUUGAUGUGCCUCUAUUAUGUGACCGUUAUUAUAAUAUAUUCCUAGCGAAAGGAGUAAGACUUCUAUAAUGAUCAUCAGUUUCUUUUUUUUAAAAUCUU
Messenger RNA from Saccostrea echinata, 1148 nucleotides. RefSeq lists its product as uncharacterized. NCBI's taxonomy places the organism in Eukaryota, Metazoa, Mollusca, Bivalvia, Ostreida, Ostreidae. The record is from RefSeq and is a predicted model, not a curated record. The transcript has 2 exons. Bases 75 to 950 code for a protein of 291 amino acids.